This is a messenger RNA of Ornithodoros turicata, 804 nucleotides long. RefSeq names its product WASH complex subunit 3-like (gene CCDC53). Gene Ontology annotation, cellular component: WASH complex. The record is from RefSeq and is a predicted model, not a curated record. The transcript is spliced from 5 exons. Bases 15 to 614 code for a protein of 199 amino acids. Lineage: Eukaryota; Metazoa; Arthropoda; Arachnida; Ixodida; Argasidae. Gene Ontology annotation, biological process: actin filament polymerization; exocytosis.
UGCAACAAUCAAAUAUGGAUGACGACGGGCUGCCGGUGGUUGGGCCCGGCGUGGAUUAUACGAGGGUAGCACCUAUCCAGCAGAAGCGAACCCUGGCAUUUCUGAACUACUUCAUCGUUAGGACAACAUCAUUCCUCAACCACUUUGGAUCAUUAUGUGACGAGAAGCUCCAAAACCUGCUAAUUAGAAUACAACGGCUAGAGGCUUCAAUGUGCAUUCUAGAAGCCAAGCUAUCGUCGAUCCCAGGCACUGCACAAGUGUCCAAGGAAGUGCAUAAGGAAAGCUCUUCAAACAGUGCAGCACCUCAGCAUCAGGUUCAAAAUGGACUGAGUACUGAAGUAACGAAAGACCCAGUACCAGAAAAGCCGGCUGAACAAGAGCAGCGUGAAUCUGAGAACCCAGUGUCGAAAGACCCGAGGUUUGCCAAGUAUUUCAAGAUGCUCAGUGUUGGAAUACCAUUGGGAGCUGUGCAGAUAAAGAUGAAGAGCGAAGGGGUGGAUCCUGAUAUUCUAAAUGAUCCUAACGCACCUGCACCCGCCAGCGCAACAGCAGUGCUAGCAUCCUCCAGUGAAGCUGUGAACAGUGACUCUGAAGAAAGCAGCUUCAGUGACUGAAUUGUACUUGGCUGUAACUUACGUUCCUUGCUACGGACACUCCUCCUUUGGAGAAAAUUUGUGGGAUCUCCUUUGGGGAGGCUAUUCCACGAACAAAACCUUCCAGGUACGAAUAACGACGGCUUUGUAGAAGACUGUUGGAAAAGUUUCUCUUGUCAAGCGGUACUAUUAAAAUGUUUUGUUCUUUCAA